AUGGAGGUGGCCGAGGAGCCGGAGAAGCCUCCGGGCGGCAAGAGCAAGGAUCCCAACACCUACAAAGUGCUCUCCCUGGUACUCUGUGUCUGUGUGUUAACGACAAUCCUAGGAUGUAUAUUUGGCCUGAAGCCUAGCUGUUCAAAAGAUGUGAAAACCUGCAAAGGUCGCUGCUUUGAAAGGACCUUUGGAAGCUGCCGUUGCGAUAAAGAUUGUGUCAAGCUUGGAAACUGCUGCUUAGAUUACCAGGAAACAUGUAUACAACCAGCCCACAUAUGGACCUGCAAUAAAUUCAGGUGUGGAGAAAAGAGGCGACUAGAAUAUCGUUGUUCCUGUUCAGAUGAUUGUGUGGAAAACAACGAUUGCUGUGUUAAUUAUCAAGCUGUUUGUAAAGGAGAGGCAAGCUGGGUUGAAGAAGAGUGUGAGAACAUUACUGAACCUCAGUGUCCGAAAGGAUUUACCAAGUCUCCAGUGUUACUAUUUUCAUUGGAUGGCUUCAGAGCGGAAUAUUUGCAGACUUGGGGUGGACUUCUACCUGUUAUUAGCAAAUUACAGAAAUGUGGAACAUACACUUCCAGUCUGAGACCAGUGUAUCCUUCAAAAACCUUUCCCAACCAUUACUCCAUUGUCACAGGGCUGUAUCCUGAAUCUCAUGGUAUAAUUGAUAACAAGAUGUAUGACCCCAAAAGAAACGCAUCCUUCACCCUUAAAAGUGAGGAGAAGUUUAACCCACAGUGGUACCAAGGCCAGCCUAUUUGGCUCACAGCCAUGUACCAAGGGCUGAAAGCAGGGACCUUCUUCUGGCCUGGGUCUGAUGUAGCAGUGAAUGGAACCUUUCCAAACCUGUAUGAAAUAUACAAUAGCUCAAUCCCCUUUGAAGAAAGAGUGGUGACUGUCCUUCGCUGGCUGCAGCUACCUGAAGAUGAAAGACCACACUUUUACACUCUGUAUUUAGAAGAACCAGAUUCCUCGGGCCAUAAGUUUGGACCAGUAAGCAGUGGAGUCAUUAUGGCAUUACAGAGAGUGGACAAAAUAGUAGGGAUGCUGAUGGAUGGUCUAAAGCAAAUGAACUUGCAUAAAUGCCUGAACAUUAUUUUUAUAUCAGAUCAUGGGAUGGAAGUAGGGAGCUGCAGAAAAACAGCAUAUCUGAACAGCUAUCUCGAUGAUGUCCAAGAUUUCAUAGUUGUACCCGGUCCUGCAGCUCGCCUAAGACCUAAUAAUGUUCCAGAUGAGUAUUUCUCUUUUAAUUAUGAAGGCAUUGUCAGAAACCUCACGUGCAUAAAACCAAACCAGCCUUUCAAAGCUUAUAUGAAGCAGCUGCUGCCCAAGCGUUUCCAUUAUUCCUAUAAUGACCGGAUUGAACCGCUGCACUUUUAUUUAGACUCCCAGUGGCAGCUUGCUCGAAAACCACUUGAGAUUAAAAGCUGCAAAGGUGGAUUCCAUGGCUCAGACAAUCGCUUCCCCAAUAUGCAGGCUAUCUUUAUUGGUUUUGGACCAGGAUUCAAGUUUGGUACUCAAGUUGAUCCAUUUGAAAACAUUGAAGUAUACAAUUUAAUGUGUGAUUUGCUUGGUGUGAAGCCAGCCCCAAACAAUGGAACUCAUGGACGCCUAAACCAUCUAUUAAAGCACCCUGUUUACACCCCGCACCAUCCCAAAGAAACCAGUCAUCCUUCUGAAUGCUCUGUGGUAGGAGAAAGAGCCUUUUCAGUGAGCCUUGGCUGCUCCUGCAGGACAGGGGGCUUGCCAAUAAGGGAUUUUCAUCAGCGUUUAAAUCUUACUGAUACAGAAGAGAAACUUAAUUUACCCUACGGACGGCCCAGGGUUCUGCAGAAAAAACAUAAUUACUGCCUCCUUUACCAAUACCGCUACGUGAGCGGGUACAGCAGGGACUACAGGAUGGCUCUGUGGAGCACGUACACUGUUGGCAGAGAUGACAAAUGGAUUUCUUCUACAGGAGCUGCCUCCAACUGUUUACAUAAAGAUGUUCGUAUUUCACAGAAUCAUAACCAGACCUGUUUGUUUUACGACAAUCAUCCUCGCCUAACUUAUGGAUUUCUUGCUCCUCCAAAUUUUAUGACAGAUGCAAAGAAACCUCACUAUGAUGCCUUGCUUACCAGCAACAUUGUGCCAAUGUAUCCUGAAUUUAAAGUGUUAUGGAACUACUUCCAUCAACACCUCCUGCCUGAAUAUGCUGCAGCCAGGAAUGGUGUCAAUGUAGUCAGUGGUCCAGUGUUUGAUUAUGACUCUGAUGGGCUCUAUGAUACCCCAGAAAAGUUGAAAAGAUACCGUGUUAAUUCAGAAGUUCUAGUUCCAACUCACUUCUUCAUUGUGCUGACUAGCUGUAAAAAUACUUCUGAAACUCCUCUGGAGUGUGAAGGUUCUCUAGAUGCCUUGUCUUUCAUUGUACCUCACAGAGAAGACAACAGUGAAAGCUGUGCAGAUGGCAAGUCUGAGUCCAUGUGGGUUGAAGAGAGAAUGAAGUUUCAUACAGCUCGGAUCAGAGAUAUAGAAUUAAUUACUGGGCUCAGCUUCUAUCAAGACGGAAAACAGCCAAUAUCUGACAUUUUACAGUUAAAAACAUAUUUGCCAACUUUUGAGACAGUCUGAUUUUUCCUAUGGAAUGUUUUUAUUCAUGUCACAACUGAUUUGUAAAUAGACAUUUUUUUAAUUACCAAAAUCUUUUUUUAAAAAAUAAGCUGGAACUUUUAUUGAGAACUCUUGACCAAAUUGCCAGUAGAGAGGAGAGUGGGUGCCAUAUUUGUAUCUCAGGGACUCCUGAUGGACUAUGCUUGUGACACAGGAUGGCAGCGCCUGUCAUUCCCACUUGGAUGUGGUGGAACCAUGUCCAUUAUCAUGCUAAGAUCAUUUGGUCAUCAUAGUCAUAGACACGAACACAAAUGUUAUCUUUGAUAUGCACUGGAGAGGGAGAAUUUUAUAAAGCAUAGUUUAUGAUCAGCAUUCUACUUUCAAAAUGCAGGCAAUUAGCAAAUACCA
Messenger RNA from Agelaius phoeniceus (red-winged blackbird), 2994 nucleotides. NCBI's taxonomy places the organism in Eukaryota, Metazoa, Chordata, Aves, Passeriformes, Icteridae. The record is from RefSeq and is a predicted model, not a curated record.